UGACUAAGCUGCAAGGGUCGGUGAAAUUUAAAUGGCGCAUGGAAACUAUUCUGAAAUUGAAUCAAAAUGUGGGAUUUGUUUGUCUGCCUACACAGAACCGCGGCUUUUAGACUGUUUUCAUACGUUUUGCACACCAUGUCUCGAACAAGUGUAUAUUCAUGAUAAUUAUCUGACUUGUCCGUUAUGUAGGACAAAAAAUUCCAUGCCAGAAAAAGGGGUGAGUGGUUUAAAAACUUAUCCUUUCCAUAUUGAACUAUCUCACGAUGACAAAAACUUAACGGACAUUUGCGAAUUUUGUUCUGAUGAAAAUACUGCCGUAUCGAAAUGUCUCGACUGUAAGAUAACUUUAUGCUUGAACUGUCGCGACUACCAUAAGAAAAUAAAAACUUCGAAAAACCACUCGCUUGAGAACUUGAAUUUAGAUCAAUUACUAGAACAUAAGGAAAAUUCAGUAAACGAAUGCGAUGAACAUAGAAAAGAGUUGACUUUAUUUUGUAAACCUUGUAAUGUUAUGUUGUGUAGCGAGUGCUCAGAAAAGUUACAUCAUAUGCAUGAAUUCCAGAACCUGGAUCUGUUGAUUCAGACUAGGAAGAAAAUUCUUCUGGCUAGAACAAGAAGCUUGAAAUCGAGAAUAUCUGUUCUCGGAAACACCGAAGAGUUAGUCAAACAAAAAGAAAACAACUAUUACAAACACCUAGACAUGGUGAAGAAAGAAAUUUUAGCACACACUUCAAGUAUGAAAGAUGUAUUUUGUAAUACUGUUGAUGUUUUGACGAACAAAAGUUUGGCUUCAAUUGACAAUAUUAAAAGGAAAGAUAUUAAAGAGAUUGACACAUACUUGAAUGAGAUAGAAACUGAACAAUUGUCAUUAGCAGGUCUCAUCAAGACAUCCGAGGAUUUCGUCACAAGGUCUUCAGAUAAAGUGUUCAUGGAUGAUUUUUUUACCGUCGGUUCUCAUCUUGAUAAAGUUCUGAACAAAACUUUGGAUCCUUUGACUUUGCAUGAGUUAAAUUACGAAUGUAAAGAAUUCACUGAAGCAACCGUAGAAAAUCUGCUUGGAAAGGUUAAUACUUCUUCGAAAGAAGAUGUUUUAACACCUGCAUAUUAUACACAACUGCCUAUUCCCAAACUGUUCCCUCAAACUGAAAAGGUACACAGUUUUCAACUUAAAAAUCAAAUCAAAGAUGUUGUUGCCGCAAAUAAUGAUAAUGCGUGGAUAUUCGAUGGGAAAUCAGCCUGUCUCUAUAAUCACGAUGGAACAAAGCGUUCUACUUAUGCACCACCGAACGAGAGCAAAAGAAUGCUCAGAAAGUCUGCAGAUGAAUUAUGGUUCUGGACUGGAAAGUCUGCAGUAAGGAGAUUAAACAUGAAAUAUCAAGAAGGGUUCAAAGUUUCAUUUCAAAAUGGAGCGGUUGGCUGUUUUGUCCAAAACGGGAAUUUGCUCGUGUAUAAUAAAGAAGAAAAGGUAAUCUAUGAGGUUUCUGAAGACGAAGGUGUUAAAAACAAAACGGAAAUCAAAGAUCCCAAAAAUAAAUUGCAGAAAACUGAUUUUUUUACCAGUAGAAAUACAGAUAUUAUGAUGGUAGAAACAAAGAACUCAAAUCUUGUUAUGUCUUGGCGAAACAAUUCUGUUAUAAUUACUGAUAAUCAUGGAAUAAUUCUAGACACAUUUACGCGACUCAAUGCAGGAUUUCGAGGUAUAACUGUAGAUAAUUAUGGACAUAUCUUAGUGGCGGAUUAUGAAAACGACAAAAUUGAUAUUUUAUCUGAGAACGGUGUUUUUCAACGAAACUUGCUAAAUAAUCGAAAUGGUGAUAACAUUAUACGUAGAACUUCUCGUAUAACUACUGAUGAGUGUGGCUUUUUGUGGGUGUUCGAUUAUGACAAUACAAUGAAAAUAUUUUCGUAUCAAUAAAUAUAAUUCAGCCGUUGUCGUUUGUUGCUGUAUAUAAUAUGUGUGACCCGCAACGACAUAACCAUGAUAACCAGGCUUUUGGCGGUAGACGUGACGUCAUUGUGAGAAAAACGCAGUUUACUUUGUGUGACUAGCCACUUCCAGGCCUAUGAGGGUAUAUUGUUUCAAAUUUGCUUCUUGUUUAGUUGUGUGCAACAUUCAGAUGACAAAAAUACCUGUCAUGUUAUUAUGACAAUGUGUUGAGAUAACAUUGAUACGACUCAUUUCGAAUAUCGGCAUGACAAUGAGCCUGUUCGAUGGCGACUUUUAUUAUCAAAGACACUAAUUUAUAAAAUACAAAACUAUUGUAUUUCAUUGACACUUAGUAAUCUUCAACAGCGUAUUUGAGACAAAAUUUCAAACGAAUA
This is a messenger RNA of Mytilus trossulus (common blue mussel), 2322 nucleotides long. Its product is annotated as E3 ubiquitin-protein ligase TRIM33-like. The coding region runs from base 32 to 1915 and encodes 627 amino acids. The transcript has a single exon. The record is from RefSeq and is a predicted model, not a curated record. Lineage: Eukaryota; Metazoa; Mollusca; Bivalvia; Mytilida; Mytilidae. Gene Ontology annotation, molecular function: zinc ion binding.